This is a messenger RNA of Dicrocoelium dendriticum, 994 nucleotides long. NCBI's taxonomy places the organism in Eukaryota, Metazoa, Platyhelminthes, Trematoda, Plagiorchiida, Dicrocoeliidae. The record is from the annotation of a GenBank genome assembly.
AAAAAUUCAAAAGCGCAACAUAUGUUCCCAUUCCGCAUGUGAUGCAUCACCACCUACACACCAAGCCUACUUUUGGCGAUGGUGUCAUUUGCACGCAACCAGAGCCGUUAUCGCACAUUUCCUUUGCAAACUUUUCAAAAGAAAAUCACUCCGAGCGGCAUCGUUACGAUUUGGAACCAAAUUGUCUUCCUUUAUUUACACUUUCUGACUGCUCUAACAGUAACCGAAAGGCUUCGGACUUGACCAGUCCAACAGAAGGUUCUACAUCAGAUGAAGACUCGUCACCCGACACAGACGGGAAAGGCGACAACAGUGAGUCAGAGGCAAGUAAAGACCAGCAAGAACUUCGAUGCUGCCUAAUGUGUGCUUGCUUCGAAUGUUGCGCUUGCUGUGAUGUGCCUAACUCUUACGAUGCAGUAUACUACGCCAUUCAGCGUCAAACCCAGCAAUGUCCUAAUGGGUGUCCAACUAUUGUGCCUAGACCAGAGGAAGAAGAAUGGACUAUGCCAAGUGGAUAUGGUAAAGAAUUUGCUUGCUCACCUUGCUGCGGUGAUCCUGGUUGCAUCAUUUGUUUGAAAUACGCUGACUGUCUACUUUGUCCUUUGCUUCCGUUAUGGGAUAUCUGCAAAGGAAUAGACCACGGUUACCGUCGAUUUCGCGUACAACUUAUCCUCGACCGUUAUGCCGAUUCCCACAAGAAAAGGUACAUUUCUUGCCUGUAACCUUUGAGGUCACUAUUCUCGGUGCAUAAAUGUUAGCUACCUUUCGCACAGUCUUCAUUAAAACCUGAAGGUCUAAGUGCAAACUAAGAAAGUUAGGCAGUGCCACUCGACACAAAUUUUGCAAACACUUAAAGCAUUGAAGACUGGUAGCUCAGGUUGUUUAGAUGGCGGUUGAACUGUUCGCUGAGCUUGUCAAUUUUGUUGCAGUUGCGUCAUCAGUCGAGGUGACAACAUCAUCAGUGCGUAGUUGAGUGGCAUGCAGCCGUGUAGAG